AUGACUAUGACUCGGCGAUCGUGGCCUACGUGGCUACAGUAUGUGGCGGUGAUCUUGGCUCUUUCAGCGCCCAUUUGUGGAAACGGAUUCCAGAAUGCCGCUUCAUGGGAUGAAGGGAUGGCCACACCUCGAGGAGUUUGUCCCGUGCAGUCGUCGCGGCAGGUCGAGGCGGAUUUAUUUCGUGAUCCCACUUGCGCCAAGGGGACCAGGGACGGAUACCAGGCACAAAUGGGCCAUGACCCAAAGAAGUCGGCUGUUAGCCAAACAAGCGAGGAUAGGAGGAACAGCGCCUCCACAGUGACUGUCUCUACUGGAGCUGGAGCAGAAACCCCAUCGCCUGCUGGAGGACAUGAGACGGAUCACGACGCGGACACAGAUUCUCUCCUCGACGGCGCGAGUUUCCUGUCCUUUGAGGACUGGAAAAAGCAAAAUCUGGCCAAGGCCGGGCAGUCGGCGGAAAACGUUGGGGGUGGUAGACGUGGAGUCGCGGUUGGGAAAGAAGGUCGGCGACAACCGGGUAUCAACAAUGCGUUGGACUCAUUGGGAGACGAUGGAGAAAUUGAACUCGACUUUGGUGGGUUUGGUGCAGAAACCCCAGAGGCAAGUCCGACCGCAUGGGGCACGCCUAUUCCUUCGCAGCCGGUUAUCCCCGUGAAGGUCGAUGACCGUGGGGAUGCUCUCACGCUGAGUCCACCUCAGCCAGAUGGCUCGCGGCGCAAAGAUGCUGGUACCACGUGCAAAGAACGAUUCAAUUAUGCGUCCUUUGAUUGCGCGGCAACGGUGCUGAAGACCAACCCGGAAUGUAAGGGAUCUUCCGCGGUACUUGUCGAGAACAAGGACAGUUACAUGCUGAAUGAGUGUCGCGCAAACAACAAGUUUCUUAUUCUGGAGCUUUGUGAUGACAUCCUGGUUGACACCGUUGUUCUCGCCAACUACGAGUUCUUCAGCUCCAUCUUUCACACGUUCCGCGUGAGCGUCUCGGACCGGUACCCUGCCAAACCGGAUCAGUGGAAGGAGCUUGGUGUCUUUGAAGCCAGGAACACGCGGGAGGUACAGGCCUUUGCGGUAGAGAAUUCCUUGAUUUGGGCUCGGUAUCUGCGAAUCGAAUUUUUGACCCACUACGGUCAUGAGUUUUAUUGUCCUAUCAGUCUGAUCAGGGUCCACGGAACGACGAUGAUGGAGGAAUACAAGCACGAUGAGAGCGUGAACCGGGCUGAACCAGAACUUGAGCAAGAAGUUGGCGAAACCGCGGAUGAAAUUGCCCAAACCGAUGCUCCGCAGCUCGAGUAUGCGGCGGAGGAGCCUCUCGCUGUGAUCCCAGAGCGAGAUGUUGAGGAUCAAAUAUGCCCUAAUCCUCUCGCAGAGGUUCUAUCGUGCCUCUCAGGCAAAUCAUCUUUCUGUGCGUCCGGAAUGUGCACUCUGGCCGAGGAGACUCUGGCUCGUAAUGCGUCGCACGUUGCACCGAACAGUCACACAAAGAUGCCCGUUGAUACGGCCACCAUUCUCGCGCCAGGCGAGGGAGCUUCCGCCUCGCCUUCUCACUCACUUCCUCCUCCUAAAGCGCCUAAAAUGCCCGAAGGUCACCAGAGAUCAGUCAUACCAAAGUCUGCCGUGCCGACUCCCAAAGCUACAAUGCCCGCCCCAGAUCACUCUCAGCAAGAUCACAAGACUGAAAGUUCCGGGAAAAUGACGAUGAACUCCCGCGAAGAACAGCAGAAUAAUGGUGCUCAUGAACAGACCCGCCCAACUUCGACCCAUCCGCCUGCGUCCAACCCAACCACACAAGAGUCCUUCUUCAAGUCCGUGCACAAACGACUGCAGAUGCUCGAAUCCAACUCUACGCUGUCUCUCCUCUACAUUGAGGAGCAGUCUCGUAUCCUCCGUGAUGCGUUCAACAAAGUCGAGAAGCGCCAGCUCGCCAAGACCUCCACCUUCCUAGAGAACCUCAAUAGCACGGUGCUUAAUGAGUUGAAAGAAUUUCGCGAACAGUACGACCACGUCUGGAAAUCCGUUGCGUUUGAGUUUGAGCAUCAACGCGUUCGAUAUCACCAAGAAGUGCGCUCCCUUAGUGCCCAGCUCGGUGUCCUCGCCGAUGAGCUUGUGUUCCAAAAGCGAGUCAUCAUGAUUCAAAGCAUCCUGGUGUUAUGUUGCUUUGCCGUAGUUCUCUUCUCGCGAGGAUCAGUCGGUACAUAUAUGGAGUUUCCUCGUGUCCAGCGCAUCGUCGCACGGUCUUACAGUUUACGAUCUUCGUCUCCGCCCUUCGAAUCCCCGACCGCCAGUCCUGGAUCACCCCUACCACCUUCGUCCUACCCUCAACAUCCUGUCCGUCGAAGGAGCCUUUCAGAUAGCUCUAUAUCGCCGGAGAGCCCGAGUAGUCCAGACGUGGCCUAUGUUCCCCCCACACCUCUAUCGGAAGCCACUCCAGAAUUUGCAGAUAUGGACGAAGAAAAACGCCGAGCAUCUCCUUCGCCGGAGCUGAUGUCCGUACCUUCAUUGGGUACACCUCACUUCCGCUCGCACAGCACUCCACCCGUGCUCAACACGCGUGCCUCGCAAUCCAGUCUGUGUCGCGAGGAUGAGGGCGACGUGGUAAAAUCCUCGGACUCGAGCGAUUCUGAAGACGACCCGCAGGAAGAUUGA
Penicillium oxalicum is the source of this 2640-nucleotide messenger RNA. RefSeq names its product Sad1/UNC domain protein. The record is from RefSeq and is a predicted model, not a curated record. Bases 1 to 2640 code for a protein of 879 amino acids. The transcript has a single exon. Gene Ontology annotation, cellular component: membrane; cytoplasm. NCBI's taxonomy places the organism in Eukaryota, Fungi, Ascomycota, Eurotiomycetes, Eurotiales, Aspergillaceae. Gene Ontology annotation, biological process: protein folding in endoplasmic reticulum.